UGGUAGGACAAAAUAAAAGAAUCUUAUAAUAGUGCUCGUGUAGAAUAAAGUGGGAGGAUCUGUUUGCAUUGUGGCCUUUGAAUCUGUGAGGGGUAGAAGCAGCCGCGGAAAGAUAGAGAGGAAAAAUCGGGAAGGCAAACAAACACAUACAACACACGCAGAAGCAGAGGGAGGAAGAAAGGAAAAGACACACACAAUACUAGUCAAUUAACAAACAAACAGAGAAAGAAGGAAGAAAGAAGAAUUCAACCUUGGGUAUAGGGAACUGGUGUUGUUUUGGGGGGGAGGGGCUCUUUGCCUUGUCCGAAAGGCCAGGGUCUUCUGAGUCUUGAGUCAAGAGUCUCAGGGGUGUGUGAGAGCUAGAGAGAGAACAAGUCGCGUGCAUCAAUGGUAACUUGUUCCAUACUAAAACUCCACCUUCACCUUCUACCUUUAAUCAUAAUAUCAUGACUUUUCACAAUCGCCAUUCUCAAUUUCACAAUCUCUCCCCUUACCUUCACGGUCUUCUGAGUCUCUUUCCCUUCCUUUAGGGUUUCUUCUGCUUCUUUCAGGUGUCGCUGGUAUAGUAAGCCAUGCCGACAUAUACAGCAGUUGCUGUGGAUAGAUUAAUAGAAUCGAGGGGCUCGAAAUCCAUGGCAACUUCCAAGAGCAUUCACGAAUCAAAAUUUGAGAGGAGGAACAACAUUCCUAAUUCAAGUUUUAAUAGAAGCAAGAACGGUUCUGGUUCAGAACUAGAAAGGAAAACUAUCCUGUCUAAUAUAAAGAUGGAUGAUACCAAUGGUAAGUCCUCCGUAAAUGGAGAUAGGAAAGAUCACUGGACUCAAAUAUCUCCUGCACUAUACACGAUUCCAAAGCCAGCGCCACUUCCAGAUUCCCCUUCGUCAUAUCCAGAUUCUCCUUCUUCGUUUCCUCCAUCGCCCUACAUAAUCAAUCACAAGCGUCGAGGUCCACGCCUUUCAAAGAGUUUCACCGAAGAUGAUUUUGGCACUCAACAACACGCUCUAGACGGAGAGAAAAUAGAUGAGAAUUUAAGAGACACGGAGGAGGAGCUCCCCAGUACAUCUGCUGAUGAUCUUUCCGUUUCUAGGGAGACAGCUAAUAAUGUGAAAGAGGAUAAUUUGUUAUUCCCUACUGAUAACCUGGGUAAGGGUGGUGAAGUGGCCGGCCUCCGUGAAGGGGGGCUUCUUCACCAAGAUUUGCCUAAUGGUUCAGCUGGGCAAAAUGGUACAAUGAAGUCUGUUGCAUUCAAUUUGCGGAAAGGUGGUGAAGCUGAUGAUUUCUUUGACCCACAGGAGUCUCUGAGUGUCAGGAGUUUCGGUGAGAGUGAGAAUAAUGGUGGACUCCAGCGCAGUUUAAGUUCCAUGACCCCGAUGGGAGAAUUUUAUGAUGCUUGGGAAGAACUAUCUUCAGAGAAUGGGCCACAGCUACCUGCAAAUGAUUUUGAAAAUGAGCUACGUGAAAUAAGAUUGAGCUUAUUAAUGGAAAUUGAAAAGCGAAAGCAAGUUGAAGAAGUUCUAAGUAAUAUGCAGACCCAAUGGCAGAGGAUUCGUGAACGAUUGUCUCUCGUGGGGUUGAACAUCCCUCCUAAUCUUGUUGCUGGAGAGGAAUUGGACAAUGAACAGCCAGAUGAUCAGGUGGAAGAUUUGUGUCAACAAGUACAAACCAUUCGAUUUGUAUCAGAAUCCAUUGGAAGGGGAAUAACAAAGGCUGAGAUGGAGACAGAAGUUGAGGCUCAAAUUGAGUCAAAGAACUUUGAGAUAGCUCGACUAUGGGACAAGUUGAAUUAUUAUGAAGCUGUGAACCGAGAAAUGUCACAGAGGAAUCAGGAAGCUAUAGAGUCAGCACGGCGUCUUAGGCAAAUAAGGAAAAGAAGGCAGAAGAAAUGGAUAUGGGGUUCGAUUGCUGCUACAAUUACACUAGGCUCUGCUGUCUUAGCAUGGUCUUACUUUUCUACUGGAAAAGAAUCAUCGUCCUUGAAUCAAUCUCGUAGUCUUGAAGGUGGCUCUGCAUCAGAGCUAUAAGUUCUCAAUGAAUAGGUUAAGGUGUGCUUAUUAUACAGGGAAAUAAGGAAGCAGGAGAUCGAUCUUACUGUCUUGUGAAUAUCAUCAUGUAUUCUUUUUCUUUUUAAUACAUGAAGCAUAUAUCUGCUAUUACACAUGUACAGUUCCUCAAAAAUAAAUGGAAGUAUUUGCUCGGGGGUUGUUAGGACCACUACGAAAUGGUUCAUA
This is a messenger RNA of Capsicum annuum, 2228 nucleotides long. RefSeq lists its product as uncharacterized. The record is from RefSeq and is a predicted model, not a curated record. Bases 573 to 2021 code for a protein of 482 amino acids. NCBI's taxonomy places the organism in Eukaryota, Viridiplantae, Streptophyta, Magnoliopsida, Solanales, Solanaceae. The transcript has 4 exons.